This is a messenger RNA of Entelurus aequoreus (snake pipefish), 1751 nucleotides long. RefSeq names its product 12-(S)-hydroxy-5,8,10,14-eicosatetraenoic acid receptor-like. The transcript has 3 exons. Bases 152 to 1168 code for a protein of 338 amino acids. Lineage: Eukaryota; Metazoa; Chordata; Actinopteri; Syngnathiformes; Syngnathidae. The record is from RefSeq and is a predicted model, not a curated record. Gene Ontology annotation, cellular component: membrane. Gene Ontology annotation, biological process: G protein-coupled receptor signaling pathway. Gene Ontology annotation, molecular function: G protein-coupled receptor activity.
CGGAGCGUUUCCUCGGAAUGUUUUGGCAGAGCUGACAGCGGCUUGACCCGACUCCAGAGGAAGGGGGCUGUAGAAUUUGACGGAUCAGAACCAGAGCUGUGCCUGAGGACUAAGGAAGAUUCCGGCGAGACGAAGCAGUGAACUUGGGAGGAUGAUGGACAGCAUUGACAGAAAUGUAGACCACUGCAAUGUUAGCAACAACGCCACGUACAACAUGCUUUCCUGGAUUGUUGCUGGCCAGUUUGCGCUGGGUCUGCCUCUCAACCUGUCUGUCCUCUACAUCUUCAUCUUCAGGUUCAAGUUCUGGAAGAACAAGAGCAUCUUCCUUUUCAACAUUGUGGUGGCAGACUUCCUGCUGGUGGCAUGUCUUCCUGCCAAGGCCUACCACUACCAGCGGGGCCAGAGACGCAGUCCCAACUACAUCAUGUGCAAGACCAUGCUCUUUAUGGUCUUCCUCAACCGCGGCGCCAGCAUUGCCUUCCUGGUCAUGCUGUCCAUUGACCGCUACUUCAACGUGGUCCACCUGGGCAGGAGGAACUUUGUCAAAGUCCUGAAGAAGUCCCCCCAAAUCUCGGUGGUCAUUUGGCUGUUUCUGCUGCCCCUCACCAUCCCCACCAUGCUCAACACCUUUGAGUGCUGCAACAGCUACGGCCGAGUCAACAACACCUUCUCUCAGGACGUGACGGACACCUCCAGGGAGGUGGUCUUCUUCGCUGAAAUUCUCCUCCCUUUCAUCAUUCUGGUCUUCUGCACGGUGCGCAUCGUCCACCGACUGAGAAGGAAGACAGUGGGUGACAAGAGCAAACUGAGGAGAGCAUCAUAUGUGGUCACGUCCGUGGUGGUGCUCUUCUCCAUCUGUUUCCUGCCGUCCACCAUCGCCCGAGCGGUGCUGCUGGCAACACGGCUGGGGAUGAGGCCGGAAGCGGAGAAUGUGGCGGCUCAGGUGUACGACAGCCUCAUGGUUCUGUCCUACAUCGACUGCCUGCUUGACCCGCUGGUCUACUGCUUCUGUCACUCGGGUUUCAAGGACGCCUACGUCACCACCUUCUGUCCUGUCUUCCUGCAGAAGAGGCUGCUGAAAUUGGAGUUUAGCUCAGGAAUGGGAACAACGACCACCACAACAAGCUCUAGGGGGAGAACCCUUUCUUUGCCAAUGUUAGAUAAAUGACUUUAAUGACUAUCAUGAACAUUGAUUAUGAAAACGUGCCUAUGGAUAUUCUCAUUCAUCCAGGUCAUUGUGUUCUUAUGAAAACACAUCACAAUGUGUCUAUCUGACACAGUGACAUGCAGUCAGGGGAGGCAGGUGAGGCGGGGCCUCACCUGCCAUCAUGGAAAGAAAAAAAAUGUAAAAAGAAAAAAAAUGAAUUAAAUUGUUAUAUGUAUCCAGUGGUUAUACUAUAAAGUUAUUUUCCAUUUAACUUCACCAGUUUUAGAUGAUUUUUAUUCAAAAUCGCUGAAUUUUCACAUUUGCUGUUCAAAUACUGAGAAGAGACUUGCUGUGAUCAGCAGCCAGUUGAGGCACGUCACUCAGUUGAGCCUCACCAUGGAUUGCGGACUCGGCUAACUGCUGGCCUGCUGUGCAGUGAGACCGUAUUGCUAUAUGAAUUAUAUUAUACAUUUCCAUAGUUUAGUUAGCUGAGGUAUAUAAUGUAAAGUGUAUUUUUUCAACAACUGUAUGUGUGUAAAGUAUUUCUUGUGCUGAGCAAUCAUACAACUGCUGCGAAGACGCACUGGCUGAGGCUAGAAGUAAU